UGUUGACAGUUUCUCCACAUCGCCGCCCGCCAUCGUUGAAAGUUUGAAGUGCGUAGAAUCAAAUUGAUCCAAAAUUGGUGUUUUCUUUUCGUAAUAAAUAAUAAAUGAUAAUAGUUUAUAUUGUCCAUUUGAAUGGAUAACUUUCCCGAGCAAAGCGUUUCCGAACGCGACAUGCCGCCGACACCUGAUGAAAAACCGGAUGAUGCACCCGUAGAAUCGUCGACCGUAAUGGAUGUGAGCGAUAGUGAUUUGAGUGAUACAAAUCCAAAGUCAUCUUCCAAGCGGCCACUCGACGACGAUGAUGGAUACCAAGCCGCUGAAACGGAACCACAAAAGAAAUUGUGUCGGUUUUACUUCUUGGACCGAUGCACGAAAGCCGACAGUUGCUCCUUCAUGCAUUCCGAAUUCCCUUGCAAGUUUUACUACUUCGGAUACGAGUGCAAAGAUGGAAGCAAUUGUAAACUACGACACGGGGCUGCGUUAGAUGACAAUAUGAAGGAUGUUCUAUGGGACCACGUUACCACCGCACCAGCCAAUCUUCUACAGCGUUUUCCCUGCUUUCCCAAUAUACUGCUCAAGAAAAAUUUUGACGAACGUCACCACGAGUUGAUAUUGAUGGAACAGGAAGGGCUCCUGGAUGAGAAUAAACCGCCGGUUACGAAAGAUAUCUCCAGUCCCUCUUCGUCAACCUUGCUGAGUGAAGUCAUCAAAACAGCCAGCCAAGUAAAAAUGUCUGGUGGAGCGUUUUCCGAGCUGGGGGAAUUGGUGGAUGUCCUGGCACCUGAACAGAUUGCUGCCCUGGUGGGUGUUGGAGUUGAAAAGCUGGAACAGCUAUUCGGGCUUGGCGCUAGUGCUCUUCUGGAGUUGGGUUUUGAUUUUGACACGUUGAUCAAAAUUGGCAACUUCAAGGAAGAACGACGCCGCACAUCGAUUUACACUUCCGAAUGCAAUGAAGAAAAACCGGAUCCAAACGAACUGAUUGACUCCGCUCUUCUUGGUUCGGAGGACCUUGAUGGUUCACUUGCUUCGGCGAUAGGGGACCAACCGGCGCUUACCGAUCAGGAACUGCUUAGCAUCCUCAACGAGGAUUGCGCCAAUCCAUCGAGUGCAGCUGAAGAGGAUUUGUCGAUGCAAGACCGCGAGGAACCUUCUGAAAUCGGCAUUGGAGACAACAAUCUCGAAAGUAACGAAAAUUUACCAGCUUGUUCCAUUUUUCGUGUAGAAAACGACGAGUGUACCUUGAAGGCUUUCCGCAGCGACGCAGGAAGUGAGUGCCUUCAGCUCAUGUUCUACGCAUCGGUCAAGGAGAAGGAAAACGAUAGACAAUCGUUGGACUCCAUUCAAAGAACCGUAGCCCAACUCAAAAGAAUUGACUCGCUACUGUCCGAGCCGAAGGAGCAAGACGUCAGCUGGUGUAGCGCAGAGAGUGACACUUCCGGUGAUUAUCCGAAGCACGACUCUUCCGUGUCCGAUUCGGUUAACCAAUCUUUUGGCAGCGACAGUGAUAGUCAAACGUGUUUUCGGAUGCCCUUCAAAUCGAUCAUAAACCGUUACACUCCCGCGAGGGAAAUUGAUGCAUCAAAUGGCAAAUAUCCUAUCGCUCAGUAUAAGUUGAUUCCGAUUGAUAUUCCGCGGCCGAGUUUUGAUCGCAUUCGUCGUUCUUUCGUCACACAGCCCUCUAAUAGCUCGGACCCGCGCAUACAGAUUAUGUUCAACGUAGGCCCGGCGGAAGUGCGUCAAACCAAUAAUCGGUCUAAAGUAUGCCAUCGCGAUCCACGUUUGAAGAAGCCAGUAGAAACAGAUCCUGUUCCGGCUGCUUCAUAGAUGAUAGGUAAAGUACCACUGUUUCUUUUAUUUACGACGAUAUUUGUUUUAAUUUAACUAUCCAACUCGAUAUGUAAGAUUUUAAAGAACAGAACCAGAUUAAACUGAAUUCACACGUUAGGUGUCCAUACAGAG
Messenger RNA from Aedes aegypti (yellow fever mosquito), 1959 nucleotides. RefSeq lists its product as uncharacterized. Gene Ontology annotation, biological process: negative regulation of DNA-templated transcription. Lineage: Eukaryota; Metazoa; Arthropoda; Insecta; Diptera; Culicidae. The transcript has 6 exons. The coding region runs from base 133 to 1824 and encodes 563 amino acids. Gene Ontology annotation, cellular component: nucleus. The record is from RefSeq and is a predicted model, not a curated record. Gene Ontology annotation, molecular function: metal ion binding; RNA binding.